Messenger RNA from Pieris brassicae (large cabbage white), 6052 nucleotides. RefSeq names its product RNA-binding protein 26 (gene swm). The record is from RefSeq and is a predicted model, not a curated record. NCBI's taxonomy places the organism in Eukaryota, Metazoa, Arthropoda, Insecta, Lepidoptera, Pieridae. The coding region runs from base 125 to 2755 and encodes 876 amino acids. Gene Ontology annotation, cellular component: nucleus. Gene Ontology annotation, biological process: mRNA processing. The transcript is spliced from 24 exons. Gene Ontology annotation, molecular function: metal ion binding; RNA binding.
ACGUGAAAGUCGUGUCAUCAAUUAUAUUUGAGAAAUAAACUUUAUAGUAUUUUUUACAGUGAUUUAUCUAAUAGUGAUAUUUUACAUGGAUAUUUGAGUAUAAACAUCGAAUUUAGUGCUAAAAAUGAUUAUAGAAAAUCCAGAUGCGUUCAAAACAUGGUUGACCUCCAUAUUGGAACCCCUAUGUGAUGCUGAUCCGGCAGCAUUAGCCAAAUAUGUCUAUGCCCUUGUAAAGAAGGACAAGCCAUUGGAUGAGCUUCGUGAUGGAAUGCUCGAUCAGCUUGAUGUGUUCUUGCAACAGGAGACCAAACCGUUUGUAGAGAUGCUGUUUAAGGCAUUGGAUAGCCAGGAGUACCUAAAGCCUGUUGAGGAGAAGAAAGAUGAAAUGGCAAUAGAACCUGAGGUACCAGCUGAGGAGCCACAACCUGAGAAUCAUGUGGCUCCGAUGCCCACGGAGGCUGAAGACAAGCAACGGAACCAUUCCCCCCCUGCUACAGAAGUGAAGGAGCCUCCUCGACACCGAGUGGUGGUGCCCAGGCGACCUCCGCAACAUGAGCAUACUCUAGUCAAGGUAUUACCUACUGAACUCCUAGAAGAACCAGUGGAACCUCCAAGGAGAAGAGAUAGGAGGGGUGACUUGGUACGUGAUAAAGAUGACCGUCGCCGCCGCCGUUCCCGGUCAUGGGAGAGACGUUCCCGAGCGAGACGACACCCACGUGACGAUGGACAUCCGGAUAGACGGUAUGAUAAGAGGAGACCCUCACGAUCUCCAUCACCCAGAGGUCGGUAUAGGAACAGAAGUCCACCAACUGCAUUAUUGGAUAGACAGCCUAGCCGGUCUAGGUCAAGAUCUCCAGUGACUCGUGAUAGGGAUCUCGAGAGAGAAAGGGAUAGGCUGCGUCCCGCGCGUGAGUUGGAGCGAGACAGAGUGUCGCGCGACCGAGAGCACCGGGAUCGCUUGUCUCGCUCUAGAGACCGAGAAAGGUCUCGUAAUCGAUCCCGAGAUAGGACGUUAUCGCCACACGACGCAAGAGUAGACCACACGGACACCUACAAACGGAGAUGUAGAGACUUUGACGUGAAAGGCUACUGUAUGCGUGGCGAUCUUUGCGAAUGGGAUCACGGUGUAGAUCCCGUUGUGCUGGAAGACGCUGCUCUUACCAGAGUUCUGGCUUUGCCACCACCUGUUCCAGAGUACAACCCGGCCACUCCAGACAUCUGGGUUGGAGGUGGCUUCGCGGCUUUCCCCCCGGCGCCUCACCCCCCGCCGGCCCAUCACAUGACGCCCAGGGAACUCGUGCCUAUACCUAGAGUACGUCACGAAAUGCCAACUGGAGCGAUGAUACCUCCCGUGCCGAGACAUCCUCCGCCGAUGAAGAAGAACUUUGACUAUAAUAGACUUGGCUCUACCAGACCACCGUUACUGGGAAAGGGUGUCAACUGCUCCUUAGAAGUAAAGAAAGUGCCUCACGGACUCAACGAUAUAACACAUCUGAACAACCACUUCAGCAAGUUUGGCAAGAUCGUGAAUAUUCAGGUUUGCUUCGAAGGCGAUCCCGAAGCAGCCCUUGUAACGUUCUCUAAUCCAACGGAAGCAAAUGUUGCCUACAAAAGUACAGAAGCGGUGUUGAAUAAUAGAUUCAUCAAGCUGUUUUGGCACAACCCAGAGAACAAACAAGAGAACGCAGCGCCAAUCGCUCAACAGAAAAACCAGAACAGCAAUCCUCUCUCGCACAACAAAGUCUACAUCAAUAAAGACAACAUUAAGGCCAGUGAGCAGAAUAAACAGAAAGAAAAGUUGAAAGAGACGAACGGCGAAACAGAGAAGAAAGAUGAGAAACCGGUGGACAAGUACAAGGAAGUGAUGGAGAGGUACAAACGUGCCCAGGUGCUGCUUCAGACGCAGCUGACGCAGCAGAAAGUUACCAUAAGCAAGUUGGAGAGUGGUAACGUCAGUGAAGAGCAGAAAACAGAAUUCUUGGAGACGAUAAAGGCUGCACAAGGGGCCAUAGAGAAAUUGAGGAAAGAACUUGUCGCAUACAAUGGCAUGAUCAAGCAUUUGCAGGAGGAGAAUGUGUCGCGCUCCAUGUCUCGGCUACAACUGAAUCAGGGAAAGAAGCCAAAAACGGCUGCAGAGGCCCAAAAAGAGAUUUUGGACGCUGAACUGGAUAUCAUUACUAAACAACAGGAGGGGCAAGACGUCACGGAAUUGGCGAAGAAAAUUGUAGACAUGCGACGCAAGAUGUCCAUACAGUUUCCAUCUCACACAGGCGUUAGAAAAAUCCACUCUAGGGGUGGUCGUUUCAAUCCCGCGAUGCGAUACACGCGUAAUGCAGCUGCACCGGCCCCGAAGACGUUCAGCGAUUUGUCUGUCGACCACCGACCUCGCACUCUGCUGAUAUCCGGCUUUGAACCGGACGAAUUGGAGGCUGUGCAGACGCAUUUUGCGAAAUUUGGAGAGAUUGUCGGUAAAGUGGUGAAUAUGUCUGUCCCGGAACUGACGGUGCAGUACAAAGUUCGAUCACAAGCUGAAAUGGCUCUGAUGCGUGGCAGGAACUACAAUGAUCGUACGCUCAGUAUAACGUGGGUAGCCAACAAUAAGCCUCUUGGAGCAGCGCCAAGCGCGACCCAAAAUGGAGAUGCGCCAGCGCAGGAGAACAGUAAGGACACGCAGAACCAGGAGCAAAGUGAGGACUUCCGUUUCGAUGAAGAAGAUGAGGAUGAAGCCGACGAAGACAGAUCUUGGAGGCGUUGACGCUGCGCUGGCCGCUAGCUAGACUAGCGAUUUAUACUAACACAUAAAAUAGACAUUUACAUUGACUUUCAAACUUAACUUAGGCCUCACUGUGGUUGACCUUUAACCAUCACUUUUAACCGCAAAAGAAAUGCGAGUUACUGUCAUAGGUGUCAGCAAUAUUCAUAUACUAUUUAACUUAUUAUUCACUUUAUAGAUUAACUUAACUAAGUAUGGUAUCAUAGUGACAUACAUUUUUGAUAUAUAUAUAUAUAUAUAUAUAAUAAUGAAGUAUUUAUCACUUAGCUUAUUAACAGCUUUGCGAUUACAUGCUGCGGGGAAAAUCACAGUGCGGCCUAUUUAAUACUGGGCUAACUAUGUGUUGUAAAUUACGUUUUGGCUUUGUAUAAUCUGUUUUAAUGUAAAAUACUUUUGCUAAAAAAAUCUUUUAGAUGUUGUCAUAAUUUCAAAUUUAAUUACUCAAAUGUAAUGGCAAUCAGUACCAAAAAGUUUACAACGCAUAUAUAAUUACGGACUACAAAGCAUAAGCUGAGAUGCUAGCUGAUAAAUAAGGAUUUUGGAUUCAUAAAAAAAGUGCUUAAAAUACUUGGUAUUUGUUGAGGUAAAGGUAAAUAUUUUGUAUAAAAUGUAACAAAGGCGAUUUUUUAAUCUUUCAAGACUAUCUUCUCGUAUUGAAUAUCUUUAAAUACAUUUCGACUUCAUUUUUUACUGAAUUUAGUCGUUGUUUCUUCAGAAUAUGCGAAUAUUCGCUUCAAGUCGUCAAUACUACACUGUAACUUAGACAAAAGUGUAAACACGGAGCUUACGCCAAACAAUCAUUUAUGAAUAUCGUCUAGUGCCUGGGAGAUUUCCACCCCACUAUAUAGAUUCUCGAUUGUUGUUUGUGGUGUGAUUUUUUUGUAUCUUCCAUUCUGUUUAUAGUGAGUAUUUUGGCAUCGUAACGUCAGAAAAAUAGAAUUUAUGGCUCAUGUCGUGCUAUCAUUAACGUAUCAGUCUUAUACAUUAGUGUCCCGUUAUAAAUUGAAACCUGUUUAACUAAUUGAGGCUUUAGUACAUUAGGAAUUAGACUGUUAAGGUAGGUUAGCCUAGACUCAGGUUUCGAAAUUGCCUUGCAUUAACGUCAUUUAAAUUUACAGAAACAUAUUCCAGUUUCAAUAGUUUGACGAGUCUUCCUAACCUGUCCGGGCACCUGACUGGUGUUACGCGACAUGUACAGUGAUAAUAUAACCUACAUUUUUUCGUCUCGUAUGAUUUUUACGAUGGAAGAUUUUGACGUCAAGAAUUGUCUCUGAUCUCUUAUGAAAAAACUUGACAAGUUGUUCCAUAAACUCUGGUGGUUAUGCAACAACUUGUCACAAAAUCCCUUUACGACAGGCGUGACCCACAAAGUAAUUUGUAUGAAUGGCAUUAGCUCGUAUCACGCGACCGUUUGCAUUCAAAUCCCUUUGGUGUCGACUGUCGCAAAGAGAUUUUGUCUUACGCCCCUGAAAUAGUCAAUUGUCAUUAUUGACAGUCUCGAAACGAUAGACGAACAUACAUAUAAAACGGUUGUUUAUAUUUACGUAUAGUAGAUUGGUGCAAUAUUAGGUAACUGUCAAAAUAACUAAACAACGACAAUACGGAUGAGAAGUGAAGUCCGUCGCAGACAAGUCAAAUCUUUGACAAUUGACUGUUUCAUGAUGCAUGAAUUUGACAAGCUGACGUCCAGUGACUUUGCCAUAGUGACUUAAAUGUUUAAAUAACUAUUAUAUCUUUAUUAAUCGAUAUUUAUACGAUAUAUAAGAAUAAAUUCUAAAACAGCUGAAAACGCUUUAUAAAAUAAGUAUAUAAAUAUUUAAAAUUAAAGUAGCCUAUAGGAUUGUUAUACAUUAGGAAUAAACAAUUUUAAAUAUUUGAUCUAUUUUGCAAUUGUUCAAAUUCAGUUAUUUUAACUACUUUGGCACGGUAUAGUACAUACAAAAUUUGACACCAUCUUGGCGUAUAGUUGAUCUGUUUAAAAAUGGAAAUAUAAAAAUAUAAAAAACUAGUACUAAGCAAUAACCAUUUUGGUCAAAUGUCUUUGCUUUUUAAUUUUUUUUUUUGAGACUAAUACAUUUUACAAAUAUGCUAGGCUGCUGUGUACAACGUAAAUCUACAUUAUAGUUGGUAACUUGUACCUCAUAUAAAAGCAAUACUUAUAAUAUAUAUUUGAUAUACAUACGUAGUUUUACACAUAUGUCCCAAUUGGCAAGUAUUUGUAAUGUACCGAAAGUACUAAGCUAUGUUUACUUAGUAACAAAUGAAAGUGACAAUGUAAAGGGAUUAUUGUGCGAAAUUAUUUGCUAUAUACAAGUAUGCAAAAUUGAGCGCUCCAAUACUGUCUUUGUGUUAUCCCGGCCUUUUACACCAAUCCAAUAAAAGUCGUAAAAGACGAGAAACAAUAUUGCACAAAUGGUCAACUUUUGGAACUCCACGGCUAUUAACGUGCAUAUGUACGUUGAGAGAUAGAAAAGUAUACACUGACAUCUUAUCUAACGGAUCUCAGACAGACUCACCUCUCAGUUGCAAUAUUUACAAAGACAGUAGAUUAGUAGUGAUCAGAAGUGAAUUGAUAUUUAUAAACACGCGUGUAAGUGCCUGCCUAUGUCGAAAAAUAUAUUUGCCAAUUAGGACGAUGCUAGUGUUUUUUUAGCAAAGCUAGCUUAGAAUUUUUGAAUAUACACAUGUAGAAUUUAAAGAUUACGUACAAAAUUAUUACUCAACAUUAGUGUAGAAUCGGUGAUAGUUUUCAGACAGCUUCAGACUUACAUGGCCUUAUUCAUAUAAUAUAAUAACAAGGAAUACAUUGCAGAACGUUUUUGUCUAUUUGACAGUUGGCUUUCUCGCUAGUCUUACGAUAUACACUCACUUUACACGCAAUCCCAGAACGAAUGAUCCACGAAAUAAACGUCUCAAAGAUUCAAUUGAGUCACAAAAUGAAUCUAAAUCGUAAAUUCGUCAAGGCAAUAUUGUAUAGAGAUGCGGAACGGGAGUGUUCAAAAUUCAUACAAAUCCAAAACUUCAUUUAGUUUGUGGGUAAUAAAUCGGUGCCUUGUACAUACCUGCAUACAAACGUGAAAUAUUAACAGUUAUUAAAUUGAUGUCAUUUUGAGAUUUUAUUAUACAUGCUACAAGAAUGCGUUUAGCUAUAUUGACGAUUAAUCAUAUCAUGAUAAUGAAUAUAUUUGAUGUAGAUUGAUAUAAUUCGUUGAUUGGUUGUGUUAAGGAUCGACGUGCGAAGGGUUGGCGAAAUAUUGAACAUUAGGUACUUGGUUAGUA